AACACCAUCAGCCUCGUUAUGGCGAUGAUGUUAUGAAUUCCUGUGACGGUCAAAAAUUGAUCAUUGAAGUCUGCCAUAAAUCAUGAAAAGUUCUGAAAGAGAUCUUGUUCCUCGUCCUUUUGUUGGGUCCAGGGAGAUCUUGGAGUCUCCAGAAUCGAGCUCAAGCAUKGAAGGACUAAACAGCGAACAAAUGACUAAAGCUUUACCAUCAGAGUUCGUUAACUAUUUGCGGUCUUUGUUUGACAUCCUGGAUCAGGAAAACUGUGGAUUUGUAAAAAUAGAUGACAUCGAGCAAUACUGGGACGCGAAAGGUUCAUCAUUUUCAGGUGUUUUGGACUCAUUAAAGAAGCUGUCACCKCCAAAUGGACUUCUUAAAUUCGAAGAUCUUUGUAGGGGUCUAAAACAAGCUAUUCGCAGCUCUAAUACUAAGCUUAAUACAAACACGACGACUAGCUCUACAAGAAGAGUUGACUUUCCAAAAGAAACAGAAUGCACUUCAGAUUCAAGCGAGGAUUCUUUUAAAGUUUACAACGAGUCAAAAGACUCCGAAAUUAGGGAUAAAAAAGAUGAAUUUAUAGACACACAAWCCAAGAACUCKUCAAGGGAACAACUUGAUUCUUUGCCAAUCAGUUUAUCGAACUCGAAUCUCACUCAUAUCAAGACGAAUUCUACUUCCAAAGUUUAUUUUGUUGGGAAAGAAUCUAAUGGUGACGGCUUGCGAGGGGGUAGUAGUAAAGUCGGUCCCCCUGCUAUUGAUAAGAAAACAAGGUCUUCACAAGUUGAGGAAGAAUUAGAAAUACUGAAAAAUGGACUUACRGUCAUAGAGAAAGCACGGAAAUGGUAUUUUAGAAGAAUUACUGCYGUUCAGGAAGAAAAACUACAUCUCCAGCAAUCGGACCAAGCUUCUCUUGAACAGUUUCAGUAUGARAUGCUGUUACACAACCAUCGAAGAAAAGAGCUAAACCUCACYGAAGCUUCAUUCAGAUCUUACAAAAGAAAUAUCGAAGAAUUGAAUAAUUACAUAUCUAAACUUGUAGAAAACCCCUUAGAACAAUUGCCACCCCCCAAACUAACAGAAGCAUCCAAACCUCCACCYGAGUAUGUUCAACAAUUAAGAGAUGACCUUUUUGCUAAGAAGAAUCGGAUUGCCCAACUAGAGAAAGAGAAGUCAGCUCUUAUAAGAGAUUUAUUUAAUGCYAAAGCAUCAAUAUCUGGUAGUAAUACAAAUAUCCCACCAGAGUGACUUUCUGAUAGCAGUUGAGUUUKAAUACAGCUAUAUAUUCUCCGACGGUGUCCAGUURAAAAUAUAUCAUUUAGUCRUCCUUUUUAUKWAAUGCUUAUCRCUUUAGCACCACACUAAACRGCUGGGACUAAAGAGCUGUUUGCAAAACAGAGGUGUCUAUAAAACUUGGUUGUAUUUACUAUAAAAUUAAUGAGAUUUUUCAUUUUUCAAGUGGACAACUAUCCCAAGAAUAUUAGCUAUAAUUGUGUUCCAGUUUUUUAUAUGGAAUUUUGAAAGGCCUCCUUUCUCAGAAAUAAUUUAUAUGGAUUAUAAAUAAUGCCAAUUGAAAAGAAAAGACACAUUAUUUAAGAGCACUGAUAUCACAAUAUUUUAAUCUUUCUGCUGUAUAAUAUUUUUUAUAUAAUUGGUGUUURAAAAAGAGUUGUUUUAAGGUCACAUCGGUGCGCUCCACCUCUCCUUUMCCCUUACCUAUCCCAAGGUCCUUAGAGAGACACACACUCAUACUAUCGUUUUAGUUAUAAUUACACAAAAUAUUUAGRGGAAAUACAGAUUCGUUAAAUUUUUAUAACAUUUUACUGUGGUUUGUUAUACAACAGACGUCCUUGAACUUCCAUUUGUAAAUAGCUGAGGACUAAUCUUUUUUUAAAGAUAUAUACUAAAUACAAAAUAAACUGCAUUUUACUAAACUUAAUUGUCUUUUGUACUUCAAUAAAUUGUGGUUUCAGUUCA
Molecule: messenger RNA, 1972 nt
Organism: Exaiptasia diaphana
Lineage: Eukaryota; Metazoa; Cnidaria; Anthozoa; Actiniaria; Aiptasiidae
Exons: 6
Coding region: 83-1243 (386 amino acids)
Source: RefSeq, a predicted model, not a curated record